UACCCGCUUUCGUCUCUCUCACUGGUUUCAUUUCUCAACAAGGUAAAAAAAACCAGUAGCCCUUCCUGCCUUCCAUGGACUCCGUAAUCCAUGCGCAACCUCUCUCUCUCACCCGUCUACGCGCCACCGGCUCAUCCACUGCAGCUUCCUCAGCUCACCCGAUGCUGUGGCUUACGCCCUCUCGCUCCAGCUGUGGACUACUCUCCCUCUCCUCCUCCUCAUUCACCAAAGCCUCCGAUCGAUGUCUGCAGCCGCGGACACGGAGGCCUUCCCCAAUCGCCGCAAGCGCCACAGUGAUGGACAAUUCUGUCUCGCCAAGAAGUGGAGUGUAUACGGUUGGUGAUUUUAUGACAAGGAAAGAGGAUUUGCGCGUGGUAAAAGCUACCACGACUGUAGACGAGGCUCUUGAAACUCUUGUGGAAUGCAGAAUCACUGGCUUUCCUGUGAUAGAUGAUAACUGGAAAUUGGUUGGUCUUGUAUCAGACUAUGAUUUAUUAGCUUUGGAUUCCAUAUCAGGUAGAAGAAGUGAUAAUGACAUGUUUCCCGAAGUGGACAGUACAUGGAAAACUUUUAAUAAACUGCAAACUUUGCUCAGUAAAACCGAUGGAAAGUUGGUUGGUGAAGUGAUGACUCCUGCCCCCCUUGUGGUUCGUGAAACCACCAAUCUGGAGGAUGCUGCAAGAUUGUUGCUUGAGACAAAAUACCGUCGACUCCCGGUUGUAGAUGCUAAUGGUAAACUGGUUGGAAUUAUAACACGAGGAAAUGUUGUAAGAGCUGCCCUUCAAAUAAAACGUGAUUAUGAAAAUAAAGCAUAGAGUAUCCAGGUAUUAUUUAUGGAACUUGAUGCAACCCAACAGUGCGAGCUGGAUCUUUUCUGUAAUAUUACGAGGAAAAUCAAAGAAUACUUUGAAAGCGCCUAUCUGCUUCAUUUGUCAAAUUUUGGCUUAUGCUUGUAUAUCACAUUAUUCAUAAUGGUCUUGGUAUAGUAUAAUUAUGAACUACUAGUUCGGGACUAUUUGGCAUU
Molecule: messenger RNA, 1024 nt
Organism: Tripterygium wilfordii
Lineage: Eukaryota; Viridiplantae; Streptophyta; Magnoliopsida; Celastrales; Celastraceae
Product: CBS domain-containing protein CBSX1, chloroplastic-like
Exons: 8
Coding region: 75-815 (246 amino acids)
Source: RefSeq, a predicted model, not a curated record